CUGACUAUCGAGUUGUGUGUGAGAUCUGCAAGAAAACAAGAGAGAGAGAAUAAGAGAGAGGGAGAGAGGGAGAGAGAUUUUUCCAUCUUCAAGUUUUUCUUCUUUUUUUUUUCUCACCCGAGAAAAUAAGAGAAAAUUCGUCAGAAAAUUUUCGAGCGGAUUAUGUACAAAUUUAUAUAAUCUUUUGUGGCCGUUUUCGCUUUUGUGUUCUGGAAUCUGCUUCUGGUUUUUUUCUUUUUUGUUCUCUCUUCGUUUUUUCUUCUCCGUCAUGAGGAUCCGGAAGAACGCGAAGUUAUCGCCACUGUUGUUUUCGGCUAUGGAGUCGUCCUCCGUUCCUGAAGCUCUUCAGACGCACAUUUGUCAGUUGAAUCAGUCGCCAUGGGAUGUGAUUCCUCUUCACCAACACGACACGAACCAGCUCGAGGAGGCUGAAGAUAGCUUCAAUGAAAAUGCUAGCUUCGGCGAUUCUGUCGGAGCUGUUGAGAGCGUCUCGUCGAUGAUGGAGGAGUCGGGGAAAUUAUCGAAUAAUAAUAUUGUUAUUACCAACGGGAAUGAAGUAAUGGCGGAUAAGGAUGGGGAUUAUUGUGAAGAUUUUGAUGAAAAUGGAAACGGAUUCGAGAAAUUAGUCGAUAGCAGUUUGAAAUGUAAGAAACAAUUUAAAGAGGAAGAUUAUUCUUCGUUUAGCUCCGACAUCCACCACCGCCGUUCAUUUCUUAGGUCUAGCGAGAAUAAUUAUUACUCUACUCUCGAUAAUUGCUCGAUUUCGAAAAAAUCCGCCACCGGAGGUACGGUAUCGCGGCGGAUACGACCGGCAAGGUGUUCGAAGAAGGCGGUUAAUGCAGCGGCGGGUGGAUCAAAUCCGUACGAAUUUUAUUAUUAUUCUGGAUUCGGGCCGCUGUGGGGGAAGAAACGACGGGAUAGGGGAGGAGAGGAAGACGGUGGGAAAUCGAGCGAAAAUACGACGGGAAUUCGGAGCAAUGCGACGACGCCGUCACCGUCUGACAUGGAGGAGUUGGAUUAUGUGGAAUACGAUGAGGACGAUGAGGAGGAGGACGGCGACGGUGAGGGCGAGGGCGGGAAAAAACGGAUGAGGAAGCCGGUGAAAGCGCGGUCAUUGAAAUCGCUGAUGUAAAAGAAGAAGUUGGAUUUGAAUUUGGAAUUAGGACUUUGGGUUUUGGUUUUCGUGGUGGGAAAUUAUUUGUGAUGGUUUUUCUUCUUCGUGUUUGAAACAAUUGUUUGUUAGGGUUGUGAAGGAUUUCUCGUUUUUCUUUUUUAUUUUUUCUUUUUCUUCUUUCUUCUUUCUUCUUUCUUUUUUCUUUUUUCUUUUUGGUGUAACAUAUUAUUAUUAUUAAUAUUAAUAAUAUUAAUUUAUUACUAGUAUUAUUUUAAAAAAGUUUUUAAUUUGGAUAUUGUUAUUCUCUGCGUAAUGCACGAUGAUGCUGUCUGUGUUGUGGCCUUGCGUGGGGGGGCGGUGAGUUUAGCGUAGCUCAUGAACGUGGACAGCAGGAGAUUUCAUAGGGUGUGUUUUAGGGAGACCGAGACAUUGUGUUUAGUCAAAUUAAUGGCUACUUUCGUAAUUUUACUCUCUACCCAUUUUUUUUUACUCUUUCUUUUCUUUCUUUUUUUUUUUUUUAAAAAAAUGGAGUUUGGGUUGCUUUUUUUGGGCUUGUGGUAAUAGAUGACGUGGCAAGUGAUGUUUUUCCCAUAUAUGAAUAUUAAUAAAAGAAUGGGCCUACAUUUACCUUGUUGGGUCCACAUCGACAGCAAA
Molecule: messenger RNA, 1768 nt
Organism: Cucumis sativus (cucumber)
Lineage: Eukaryota; Viridiplantae; Streptophyta; Magnoliopsida; Cucurbitales; Cucurbitaceae
Exons: 3
Coding region: 269-1132 (287 amino acids)
Source: RefSeq, a predicted model, not a curated record